CAUCAUCUGGCUGUCUGGAAGCAAAAUAUCCCCAAUAAUGUCUAAGUUACUCGACAAAUUUCGUGGUUCUUUGUUUGGUGCUUUAGCUGGCGAUUGCCUUGGACUAUAUUUUGAAGGUUUAACUCUAUCACCAAUCCCUAUAAAUCGAGUGAAAGACUCCAUGUCAAAAGAUGAGAAGGCAAUAUAUUCAGACGACACAGCAAUGACACGGGCUAUUUGUCGUUCAAUAAUAGAGAAACAAGGUUUUGACGAUUCGCACAUCGCGAAUGAGUUCUGCAAUGAAUAUUUUAGGGAGCCAGAUCGUGGAUACGGCGAGGGAGUUGUAGAAGUAUUUCGCAAAUUGAGAUCAGGACGAUAUGAGGAUUUUGGGGUCCCUGCAAGAGAACAAUUUGGAGGAUCAGGUUCCUAUGGCAACGGUGGUGCAAUGAGAAUUGCUCCUAUAGCUCUGUUGAGCAAAGAUUCAAAGAGUCUUAUCGAGUAUGCUCGGCGAAGUACUGAAAUAACACACACUCAUGCCAACGGAGUCAAYGGAGCCAUUCUACAAGCACAAGCAAUUUUUGAUGCAUUAGCAAUCAAUCCACCUAACAUUGACGUCAAUAAGUAYGUUGAUGGCCUUGCUAAUGUGGCACRUGAACUUGAAGCUUUUUCUAAGCAGCAAGGAGAAUGCCCAGAAGAAGCAAUCUUUCCUUAUGAAUCUAAGAUAAAACAGAUGAAAACCCUGCUAUCUUGUCCUAAUGUCACGCAAGAAGAAGUGGUGAAAACCUUUGGCAAYGGCAUACGAGCAGAACAAGCUGUACCAGCUGCAAUUUUUGCUUUUCUGUUCAAGGGAAUUGAAUCCGUUGAAGAAGGUAUAGCUUUUGCUAUUUCUCUUGGAGGGGAUACAGAUACAAUAGCUAGUAUGACGGGGGCGAUUGCUGGUGCAUAUUUAGGGCUUGAUUCAAUAUCUCCAAGAUGCAGAGAAAGAUGCGAAGCAUCAAAAGAAACUGUUGAUUUUGCAGAUGAGAUAUAUAAAUUGAGGCAGACUUAGAAAAUUGAGACUUUGUUAAAGAAUUGAGAAAAAUAGAAAGAGGCAGCUCAAAACCU
Molecule: messenger RNA, 1083 nt
Organism: Exaiptasia diaphana
Lineage: Eukaryota; Metazoa; Cnidaria; Anthozoa; Actiniaria; Aiptasiidae
Product: ADP-ribose glycohydrolase ARH3
Exons: 3
Coding region: 38-1027 (329 amino acids)
Cellular component (GO): mitochondrion; nucleus
Source: RefSeq, a predicted model, not a curated record